AUGAAAACUAGAUUUCUUAAAGGAAUUUUCCCCAGAUCAACCAACUGGUGUACAUCUGAAGGAGAACUUAAAGUGGCUCUUCAGAAAUACAAGGAGAAUAAAUGGGCUCAAAACACACUAAUAUCCAAAGUUAGGCUUCAAGACGGAGCAUCACCGAACGCGGUCCCUGCAGCAGGCGGACCGGGGACGCAACCAAGUUGGUGGUGCGGAGCUCCCUUGGUCGGUCUCCCGCAGCCGUACUUUGUCCUGACUCGCCUGGCACCUGCCCACGGGCACACUGCAGCGCUUGGCUCAGCCCGGCAGGCUUGCCGGCUAAUCGUCCGGCAGUGCUGUUGUGGCGGCGGCGGUAGGAGGAAGAGGAGAGCGAGUCCGGGAGGGCUUCUGCCGCCCAAGCAGAGCAGCGGCAGAAGUAAGGGAGCGCCGACUGAAGAGCAGGCCUCGGCAGCCUCGGUUGCUCGGCUUGGUCCUUCUCCUCCCUCCCGCAGCCGCAGAGCGAGUCGUGGCAGGCAGGGAGGCGGGCGGCGUCACAUUGCACGUAACGCGGCGCUCCGUACUAGACACCGCCGCCGCCUCCGUCGUCAGGACGCCUUCUCCUUUUCCCUCCGCCCCUUUCGAAAGCUCGGGCAAUGGUUGGCGAACCGAGGAGGCCCGCUUCGACUGAGCGGGCCCGGGCCUGUGCGCGGACUCUACGUCGUCUUCGGAUUGUUGCCUGCAUCCGUAAUCUGGCAAUGGUGGAGAGUGAAAAGCCUGAGGAAGGUUUUUGGUUCCUUGGGGACCUCAGGCUCAAGGGUCACAGUCUCUGGAGAGGCCCAGCGUCUGUGUCUUUGUCUAGGUCUUCUGUAGUCUUCAUUGCUGGUCCUUCUGAUGUGACUGGCUAUGCCUUGCCUGGCUGGUGCUGACCCGUGACAAUGCCUUUUCAGUGAUGGCUCCCCAUUUGUGGAAUGCCCUCCACAGUGAGGUGUAUCUGUCUUCAUCACUACUGACUUUCAGGAGGAAUCUGGAAACAUUUGUGUUUGCCCAGGCAUUGGAGGGCUGAAGGGGACUGUUCUGGCAACCUGAAGAUCACUGAUCCCAGAAUGUUUUUAACUGUGUUUCAGAACAUUUUAAACUGUGUUUUAGAAUGUUUUUAAUUGUAAUUGUGUUUUUGGAAUGUUUUAAACGUUUUGUAUGCUUUUUCUUGUUAAAUUGUUUUGUUCAUGUUUGCCACCCUGGGCCCCUUCUUGAGGAAGCGUGGGAUAUAAAUUCAAUAAAAACAAACCAACAUGUUAGGAUCUAAACUGCUGCCCAGAGUAAGGUCAUGUCACUACCAGACUUGUCAGACAUCUCAACUUUGUUGGCCGAGCACUGUGGGGAGUGGCAAUAAGUGGUAUGCGUUGCUUACCUAAAGGAUGUAGCUCUUUGGCAGCAAGUCAAGGAAUUAAGACACCAGUACAUGAGACUUGCUUUGCUGGAUCAAGCCAAGGUCCAUCUAAUGCAGCAUUCUGCCAUCAAAGCCUCGUGGGAAACACAUGAUUCCCCCCCCCAGGAUGUGAUACUACAUAGAAUGAAGGACUUCCAGCAGUUUAAUAACAGUUCAGGUAUCCCCUUAAGUGGUUACAAUUUGAGCUAUGCAAAAUAACGCCUUUAUUCGACAUUCAGGAGUCUAUCCUGCACAUAGGAUUCAGAUGGUAUGCUACUACCAGCUUUGGAAAAAGGAGAGAACUAGGAGACCUGCUCUUGCUGGCUGCUGUCUUUGGCAUCUUUUCUUUGCUUUUGCAGGCAUUGGAUCUGAAACUAUGGGAAAAGGAAAACCUGACCUAAAUAUAGACAAGGAUGACAUGCCAUGGAGCCAUCUAGUUCACACAUUGUCUCAAUUUCCUGACAUGGAAGAACAAUCCUUGUUAGCCCCCAAUACACAUUGAUGGCAGCCAAACAUAUCAUUUGCAAGAGGUUCUUGGCACACAAUUUGAGUGAUCCUGAAACAGGGCAGUGUGCUCACUGAAUAGAUAAUGAAUAAUGUCUGUCUAGUUGUGGUGAGGCCAAUUCCACAGUAGGGUCGGUUGCAAACAGAACCAGCAAGAGACUUCACAUUGCUGGUGAGAGUAGUCAAUAAAUAGGCAGGAGCUGUGUUCAGCUGUAGGUCAGGAAGCAAGGACUGGUUACAGUGGAGAACAUGGGUGUCAGGGAGAGGCAGUUCAGCACCCUGGACAGAUCGCCGGUAGCAGCUGUUUGCCAUUAGCCCUCCUGACUCAUCUGACCUCUCUCUGUGUGUGCUGCAGUGUCUUGUUCACAGCUGUUGGCUGAGGGCCAUAACAAUGUUGCUUAAUGGGGCGGGGGCCAAGGGCCAUGAGCACAGGAGAAGGCACACUGCUUCUGAGCUCAUGGAUUCCUGGAUUGGGGCCAAAACCACUCAUGUAUUAUGAGCAUCCUACUUGUAUGUUCAUUAGGUGUGGUGUAUGACAGUCAAACAAAGCUCAGAGCUGAUUGUUAAAAAGCAUUUCUUCAGCAGUGUUUGGAAUGCUUGUUAGAAAUGAAACCAGCUCUAUUGAGGGAGUAGAAUUUGUACUGUAUGAUGUUCUGUGGACAUUAGUGGUAAUACGUGGAAUAUUGGUGGGAGCAAGCAGACGAUAAGCAAACUAGAAGCUUCACACUUUUGUGCUGCUAAUCACUGAACAACACUGAAGAUAAAUAAUAGUUUGUCCAACAUUUUAGAAUGCAGGUAGCCUUUUUAUCCUUUUAAAAUGGCAAAAGAACAAAAACAUCAUUUGAUUCUCCAGUAGUAAACUUGGGUGGUUGAGUGUCACCUGCAAUAGCUUGCAUGUGAAAUGGGGUGGGCUUACCCCCAACUAAGGCAGUGGUUUUUACAUAAUCGGGGGAUUAAUCAGAUAUCCAGAAGUAGAUACAUGUAUAAAUGAAAAAUAUUUUUUGAAAAUCUUCAAAGCCCUACGAUAAUAUGUUGAUAGUAGUUGAGCCUGCAGAUACAAACUUUUUUUAUGUUUAGCAUAACUAACCCAAAUGCCUGGAGAUGGAAUUUUCGGGGUCACAAUGAGUGCCAAAGCCAGAAACUCGUAUCUUUGCUUCUAUCUUUUGUUUGUGUGGACAUUGCUGACCAAUCACAUUAUGCUAAAAUGCUGGAUUUCUCCAUGGUUCUAUAGCCUAACACAUGUCUUAGUAACAGUACUUAGUGCUUAGACUACUGUAGGGAUAGGGAACCUGAGGCCCAUGGGUUGAACAGCUCUCCAGGCCCCUCUGUCUGGCCCUCAGAACUCUCCCCAGGUGACACCCCUCACUGGCCCUGCUUUGCUCCCUCCUUGAGCACAUAGCCCCUGAUUCUAGGUGCACAGUAGGCAUUUGUGAAGGAGUGAGAAAGUAGAGUGAGUGGUGCCUUCUGAGUGCACAGUGAAUGCUCAUGGCUCGGCCUCCCCCCUCCCCAAUGCAGGGGAGGGAGACUGCAAUGACUGGGAGUAUAUGUGCCCCUCCACACUGGGGGCUGCAGUGGAACCCUGUGCAUGGGGGCAGCUUGCAUCUCGCUGUGGUUCUGCAAGGCAAAGGAGCUCGUAAGUGUUUGGCCAGCAGUUGCAAUGUGUUGCGAAGUACAUGGUGUUUGCCAAUAGAAGGCUUACCUGCACGUGGGAUUGCUAACAGAAGUCUCACGCCGUUCCCUGCUGUUUGGCAGGGAGUGGAGAAGUGUGUUACGUCAAUGCAGUUCAGAGAAGACAGUAUUCACAUAUGGCGUAGGGUGUGUGUGUGAGAGAGAAACGGAGAGGUGAAUCUUAGCAGUUAUGCUUGCAGUAUGUGUUCUCCCUUCCCUUGCUUAUCUC
Molecule: messenger RNA, 3800 nt
Organism: Rhineura floridana
Lineage: Eukaryota; Metazoa; Chordata; Lepidosauria; Squamata; Rhineuridae
Exons: 3
Coding region: 1-843 (280 amino acids)
Source: RefSeq, a predicted model, not a curated record